This is a messenger RNA of Calidris pugnax (ruff), 2079 nucleotides long. RefSeq names its product F-box only protein 2-like. Gene Ontology annotation, biological process: glycoprotein catabolic process; SCF-dependent proteasomal ubiquitin-dependent protein catabolic process. The coding region runs from base 108 to 851 and encodes 247 amino acids. The transcript has 6 exons. The record is from RefSeq and is a predicted model, not a curated record. Gene Ontology annotation, cellular component: SCF ubiquitin ligase complex; cytoplasm. Lineage: Eukaryota; Metazoa; Chordata; Aves; Charadriiformes; Scolopacidae. Gene Ontology annotation, molecular function: ubiquitin protein ligase activity; protein binding.
GCCCCGCCGAGACCGCCCCUCUCUCGGGAGCCCGGCCCCCCCCGCCGCAGAGCCGCGGCCGCCCGCACAGCAGCGAACACGAAAGUUCCACCCAGCCAGGCCCAAGGAUGGAGUCCCUCCCUGAAGCAGUCCUCAUCAGAAUCCUGGCUUCCCUACCUGCGGUGGAUUUGGUGCUGGUGUGCCGCCUGGUCUGCUGCCAGUGGAAGAACCUGGUCGAUGGAGCUGCGCUUUGGAUCCUGAAGUGUCAGCAGGAAGGCCUCACUGGAGCAGAGUCAGAGGAAAAUGCAGAGAACUGGCAAAACUUCUAUUUCCUGAGUAAGAAAAGGAAGAAUCUCAUCAGGAACCCAUGUGGUGAAGACGACUUGCAGCACUGGGGAGAGGUAGAGAAUGGAGGUGAUGGCUGGAAAAUUGAAGAGCUCCCUGGGGACUUUGGAAAAGAAUUCCCUAGUGAAGAAGUCCAUAAAUACUUUGUUACAUCUUAUGAGUGGUGUCGGAAGGCUCAGGUCAUUGACCUCAAGGCUGAGGGCUACUGGGAAGAGCUGAUGGACACAACCCAGCCUAAAAUUGUGGUAAGAGACUGGUAUGCAGGACGCAGCGAUGCCGGCUGCCUCUAUGAGCUCUGUGUGAAGCUGCUCUCGGAGAACGAGGAUGUUCUGGCCGAGUACAAAAGCGAGACUGUUGACAUCCCACAGGACAAUGAUGCCAACUGGACUGAGAUCUCCCACACUUUUUCCAACUACGGCCCGGGGGUUCGCUUUGUGCGCUUUGAACACGGUGGGCAGGACACACUGUUCUGGAAGGGAUGGUACGGCGUCCGCGUCACCAACAGCAGCGUGACAGUGGAGCCCUAGCUGUGCUGAACGGGGGCCUGCAUGCUGCAGCUGACUUCCCUCAGGGCAUCCCAUGGCCUUUGGAUGGUUUCUCCAUGGUGCUGCUUCCAGGCUGUAGAGCAUACAACCUUUCUGCAUAUGAAUGCACGUGCAAGAUGCCAGGGGCCACCAGCCAUCUUCCCUCAAGUGGACUAUGCAAAGAACAGGAAUAGAGCUGUGAGUGCACCACAGGAGUCUCAGGCUCACCCACUUGCACUGAUGUUCUCCGUCAGACAUGAGAUCACCUGAAGAUCCUGCAGACCUUACUUCUCUCCUAAGCCUAACCCCUAGCACCCAGCCCAAGCUAGACACCUCUCCUGCCUGCUUCCCAGAUUUGGGCACUCCUUAAUUUCAAAUGAUAGCUUGGGCAUAUUUUUUGGAAGUUAAAGAGUGGGGAAAAAAGGAAGAAAGAAAAGCAUAGACCUUGUGUUUGAGAACAUACCAGGGAAACCCAGAGCCCUCUCAUCUUUGUCAUCACCUGCUUCCAUGACCUGCAGUGAGAACCUUAGCUUCUCCCAUUUAUAAACAUAGAUGUCAUUAUACUUGCCUCAUAGGAGCUCUAGCCUGGUUGCCAAGUGCUAUUAGUUUAAUCUUUAGGGAUGACAAUGCAAAGCAGUAGGUAUUGGAUCCUUUUCUCUUACACUGUUCCCAGCAUCCAUUUAUCAAGCAAAAUGUUGGGAGCCGAAACCUCUCUGCUGUCCAACCCUGGGGCUUCAUUUGGCUCCUUCAAACAGAUGGCAAUGGAGAGCAAUUACUGGGAGAGAGACAACAAGGACUUAGGGAAAUGGGUUAGAAGCAAACUGAGGGGCACCAGGAACAAAUGAAAACAAACCUAUCUACCCCUUCCUGGCCUCUGCAUGCUUCAUGCAACAAGCACCCUGGUCCUCCAGUAUGACUCUGCAGGCAGGAGAUACUCUUCACGCAGAAAGCUGUCGUUAGCCCCACUUGAUCUCAGUUCUUCCUGCCUGCUGACAACGUCUGCAAAAAGUACACGUCUGCCUCCAUUCCAUAUGCUCACUGACAAGACAGCAUCGUACCUACUCCCACUAGUGCCUCUGCUAUCACUCAGGGCUGCCAGGCACCAUCCUGAACAGACACCUGAGCUUCCCUGAGCCACACCUCUCCAAAGAGCAUCCCUGUAAUAGAGCUGGUGCUGCCUAGAGAGACAGGCACUUAGAUUUUUGUGUCCAUCUGUCUCUCUUCCCUUCCU